Capsicum annuum is the source of this 912-nucleotide messenger RNA. RefSeq lists its product as uncharacterized. The transcript has 3 exons. Gene Ontology annotation, cellular component: nucleus. Gene Ontology annotation, biological process: chromatin remodeling. The record is from RefSeq and is a predicted model, not a curated record. The coding region runs from base 1 to 912 and encodes 303 amino acids. NCBI's taxonomy places the organism in Eukaryota, Viridiplantae, Streptophyta, Magnoliopsida, Solanales, Solanaceae.
AUGGAUGAGGAGCUUAGAGAGCAGGUGGUGGAGGUUAAGAGGGCACAUUGGGUUUUUCCUGGAGAUUAUGACGAUGUGCAUGGAGGUUUUGGAUUCGGCGAUAAAGGUGAUGAGAGAGCUGCUCUAUUGGAUUUUUCUAAGGCCUUUGGGUUGGUAGUGGUGAAUUCGAGCUUCCCGAAAAAGGAGGAUCACCUAAUUAUCUUCCGAAGUGCGAUAGCCAAGACUCAAAUUGACUUUCUAUUGCUUAGGAAGGAGGAUAGGGCUCUUUUUAAGGACUGUAAGGUCAUUUCAAGUGAGCAUCUUUUAACCCAGCACAGACUUUUGGUGAUGGACUUGACUAUCAAGAAGGGAAAGAAGAGAAGGGCCGAAGAGGGUUGGCCUAGAAUUAGAGAGAAGCGGGUGAAUAGGGAGACCUAUAAAGUUGCUAGAAAGGAAGCUAAGUUUGCAGUCACGGUAGCUAACACUGUAGCGUUUGAGAGCUUGUAUGCCUGGUUAGAUGUGAAAGGUGGGGAAAAGAUGUUAUAUUGGCAUGCGAAGGCUAGGGAUAGGAAGGGUCGGGACUUAAAGCAAGUGAAGUGCAUUAAAGGAGAGGAUGGUACUAUUUUGGUGGAAGUUGUCCACAUUAAGAGAAGAUGGCAGGAGUAUUUCCAUAGGCUUUUGUACGAGGAGGGGGAUAGAGAUAUCGAGUUAGAAGAGCUGGAACACUUAGAGGAGAGAUGUGAUUUCAGUUAUUAUAGGCAUUUUUGGGUGGAGGAAGUCAUAGAAACUAUUCGUAGAAUGCAAAAGGGAAGGGCGACGGGGCCCGAUGAGAUUUUGGUGGAUUUUUGGAAGUUUAUACGUAAGGUUGGUUUAAGGUGGUUGACUGAUUUGUUUAACAAUAUUUUCAAGACGGCAAGGAUGGCGGAGGCUUGA